CUUUUUUCUGUUUGACAGGUAGUUGUUCGAACCAGACGUACCGGAACGGCGACGUGUACUCCUUCACGUUACGCAUUCUAGAAAAUUUAUCGAGAGCCAUAGUGUGGCGUUAUGCUGUAUUUAUGAAUACUAGAUUCAAAUCGUUUGUUGCCAAUUUUGUCUAGUUCCAUCAUGAACGAAGCUGCCGUUCCGUGUCCUGUUGAAGAUGUCCAAGGAGAUAAUAGAUGGAUGAGCUUGCACCAAAGGUUUGUUUUGGAAACAAAAGAGAGAGAACCUGAAAUCUUGUUUGUGGGUGACUCACUCAUCUCUCACCUGAUCUACACAGACAUGUGGGAAACCAUGUUUGCCCCUCUACACCCAUUAAAUUUUGGCAUCGGAGGAGACCAAACACAACAUGUACUAUGGCGCCUAUCUAAUGGCGAGUUGGACAACAUAAAACCCAAGGUUGUCGUCUUACUUGUCGGUACCAAUAACCACGGCCAUACUGCCGACAUGAUUGCCGACGGCAUUAUGGCUGUUGUCCAUCUCAUCCGAGACAAACAACCCCAAGCGCAUAUCAUCGUUAUGUCGCUGCUGCCCCGUGGUCAUCUGGUAAAUCCUCUUCGUCAGCGAAACGCUCAGGUCAACGAGCUGCUGGCCCACAAGCUGAUGCUGAUGACACGCGUCCAGCUGGUCAAUACCGCGCCAGAUUUUGUCCAGCCGGACGGGACCAUCUCCCACUUGGACAUGUACGACUAUCUCCACCUGACGCCCAACGGCUACCGGCGCGUUUUCGAGCCUUUGCACGAUUUGCUUUUGCAGCUGUUGGCCGAAUCGGACGAGACGGACGAAACCAAUAACGCCCAAUCGCUUCACAAAGGACCGUGAUUCUCUUUCUUCGCUUUUUUCUUUUCACACACACACACACACACAUACACACACACACACUAGACUUUAGAUAUUCUUCUAUCCCGCCUACACUCGACAGCAAUCGUACAGCAGCUGCUGCCUCCACCUCUCAACACGGCCGAAAGAAAAUAAAAGUAGAAAAGACCAUUUUUUCCCCAUUCUUGGCUAUUAAAUCAAAUCUCUUCUUGAUGGUUCUCUUUAAAAAGGUGCGAUAUUUGUUCCGCCUCCUUUUUUUCUCUCUGCCGAAUGAUUUGCUCUAUUGUGUUAAAACUAAUACGUUUGAUUUGGCGCUGUGUUAUUCGUACGUGUGUAUCGCUCCAGCAGAUUGCCUUUUUUUUCUUGUUGUUUCUCUUAUGGAAAUGCCGCACUGUGAAUGGAUAUAUUAUAAAUAGAUCUCUAAUGAAGA
This is a messenger RNA of Daphnia carinata, 1294 nucleotides long. RefSeq names its product platelet-activating factor acetylhydrolase IB subunit alpha2-like (gene Paf-AHalpha). The coding region runs from base 172 to 867 and encodes 231 amino acids. The transcript is spliced from 5 exons. The record is from RefSeq and is a predicted model, not a curated record. Lineage: Eukaryota; Metazoa; Arthropoda; Branchiopoda; Diplostraca; Daphniidae.